CCUGCACAUAUCAAAACAUUGUAGGAGUGGAGUCCUACAGGCUGCAGUGCAGUUAGACCCCAUUUAAACACAUUCCUGUGACCUGCCUUAGAUGCACACUCCAGUUCAGUGUCAACAUAAGUCCCAGACCAUGUUGUACAGUCUACUGAUAUCAUAGAUUUGAGGGGCAGAGUAGCCAUUACUACUAAACAACCAUAGCAGGCAGAUAUCCGGAGUUAGUAAAAGGAACAUGUUUGUUUUAGGAGAGGUGAACUCUGCACUUUCACUGGUGUGUGCGUUUCUUUCUGCUUGAAUCCCUCGGCUAAACCAUAAUCCUAACUGUUUGUUCUGAAAUGGCAUUAUGUUUUGCUUGUCCUCAACAUUACAUUGUCCCUCUUUUUGUUUGUCCUCCACCGCGCUGGCCGUGGUGUCGCCUCUGGCCGGCAGAGAGCGCUGCUUCGCUGACAGCCUGACCCCAGUAUAUAAAACAAAAACAAAAAAAAGUUUGUUCUGCGUUGUUUUUACGCAGGCGCAAAGCAUGCUGUUUGUCCAGUUUCUCUGGUUGACUUACCUGUGAGGUGGAGCAGCUUCGGUUCUUCGUGAGAGGAUUAAAUAAUAUCGACCACGGGUUUGGGUAAGCGCGUCCCGGGAGACUGUAACCUCAUUCCUCGGUAUAUGAGACUAUAGGGACGCCCGCUGCGGAGCUGCUCGAGAUUUCUCCAGGAUUUCAGAAUCUGUGCAACAGCAGGUGCGCGAGCGAGGACAAACGGCGAGAGGAGACGACGGGUGAGGGGGUGCUUCCGUGAGUGAGUACACUAUUGAAACAGAAUAAAUUAUUGGGAAAUUCAACUGGUUGCUUUUUUAAUGCCAAAUUGUCGGGUCCUGCUUAAUUAUGCGGCUGGUGAUCCCCACGGCUGCCGAAUUUCAGGAUUCAGCGGCAGCCUGAAGCCUCCGUGCCUGCGGUGAGGGACUCUUCGCCCCGGGGUGGUGGCAGUGGGACAAACGCCACACACAUUGUUUCCGUGGAGUAAGCCUCCCCGUGGACACCGAACACGGUGCUCGCGCUGUGGGUAGAAUUAACAAUUGGAAAGAUGAUGGGCUUCCUACGCCGGACGUUCAGCCACCGCUCGCGCAGACGGUUUCAGACAUCGGACGAGUGGGACGGAAAAAAAAGAGGGGGAACCGCGAACCCCGCGCUCCUCGCGCACCAGCAGCAGGUCGUCCACGCGCCCGCGGUGGUGACCGGGGGAGCGGCCGUGCACAUCCCAGCGGCUGGGACCGAGAAGGAUGCAAUCACCUGCCGCGUGCUGCUGCUGGAUGGGUCGGACCUUAACGUGGAUAUACCAAAAAGGUCAAAGGGCCAGGAGCUGUUUGACCAGAUCAGGUAUCAUCUGGACCUGGUGGAGGCUGACUACUUUGGACUGCAGUUCAUGGACCCAGAACAAGUCUCACACUGGCUGGAUGUGUCCAAGCCCAUAAAGAAACAGAUCAGAGAUGGUCCUCCAUACAGACUGUUUUUCAGGGUGAAGUUCUACUCCUCAGAGCCCAAUAACCUACAUGAGGAGUUCACCAGGUACCUGUUUGUGCUGCAGCUUCGACAAGACAUUCUGUCCGGCAAGUUGAAGUGUCCAUAUGAUGUCUCAGUAGACCUGGGGGCCUACUGCUUACAGAGUGAACUGGGGGACUGUGACCCUCUAGAGCAUUCUCCUGAGCUGGUGUCAGAGUUUCGCUUCACACCCAAACAGAGUGAGACCAUGGAGGCAGACAUCUUUAACAAGUGGGUGGACCUAAGGGGUAAGGAUCCAUCCCAGGCAGAGACCAGCUUCCUCAACAAGUGUAAAUGGCUGGAGCUGUACGGAGUGGACAUGCACUUUGUCAAGGGAAGGGACGGAGCAGAGUAUGCUCUGGGUCUGACUCCCACUGGCAUCCUGGUGUUUGAGGGCUCCACCAAGAUAGGCCUCUUCUUCUGGCCCAAGAUCACCCGCCUGGAUUUCAAAAAAAGUCGACUCACCCUAGUGGUGACGGAGGACGAUGAUCAGGGGCGGGAGCAGGAGCACACAUUUGUGUUCCAGUUGGACAGUUCGAAGACGUGUAAACACUUGUGGAAAUGUGCUGUGGAGAGCCACGCCUUCUUCCGGCUGCGCCAGCCCACAGCUGGGAGGGCCUCCAGCAGUGACUUCACACGCCUUGGAUCACGUUUUAGGUUCAGUGGAAAGACUGAGUACCAGGCGACCCACGGAGGGAGGCUGAGGAGGGCCAGUACGUUUGAGAGGCGACCCAGCAAGAGAUACCCCUCCCUGACUUGGUUCUGCACUCACUCACUGGGGUGGCAAGGGUUCGUAUAUUCUCCCCAGUACACACUAUAG
Messenger RNA from Oncorhynchus keta (chum salmon), 2345 nucleotides. RefSeq names its product band 4.1-like protein 4B. Gene Ontology annotation, molecular function: cytoskeletal protein binding. The transcript is spliced from 12 exons. NCBI's taxonomy places the organism in Eukaryota, Metazoa, Chordata, Actinopteri, Salmoniformes, Salmonidae. The record is from RefSeq and is a predicted model, not a curated record. Gene Ontology annotation, cellular component: cytoskeleton. The coding region runs from base 1071 to 2345 and encodes 424 amino acids.